CUAGAACUUCUGCUAAGGGCGGGGACGGAUCAGUACAUCUCAGGAAUGAUAACAGAAAGGACUGUCGAAAGGACAAACACAAGCUUCGUGGAGAUAGUUUGCCGCUAACUAAGAUCAGAAAGAACAACCAGGACGACGACGGAGGUGCAAAGGGAAACUGGUCAGGUCGCCAUAGACUAGGUAGGGUUUGAGGAUUUGGGGAGAGGAAAGAUAACUUUCGGGAAAGGACGCGGCCCUCCCGACUCCCGCAGGCCCCCAGCUCGCCCUCACGUACGCUGUUAAAGUCUGGGGCGGAGAGAUGGCAGUGACAGUCCACUAGCCCCGAACCCACUGCCAUUUCUGCAGGAAGCCGAAGGAAAAGUCUGGGGCCACAGAAGCCCAGGCGGAAUCAUAGGCGCCGGAUUGAGUUUCCGGCCGGACGCGUACAGUGGCGUCCCACUGAGGGAAACGUCCUUCCGGUCUCAGCGUCACCGCCUCAAUUCAAACCGGGGAGAUGGCGGGUAAUCCCGAAGCGGUGCCGGUCUCCGCCUCGCAGGAUCAGGACGCCUGGACCCCCUCAGACUCCCAGGCCUCGGUGGCCGCCUCUCCCGCGGAGGACUUCCGAGUGCGCUGCACCUUGAAAAGAGCCGUGGCGGAAGUGAUGGAGCAAUGCGGUCGCUUUGUGCAGGAGCUCGGGGCCGCGCUGCCGGAGGACGUCCGAGACCUCGCGCUGCGGGACGCGCAGUGGACUUUUGAGUCCGCUGUUCAGGAGAAUGUCAGCAUCAAGGGACAAGCCUGGCAGGAAGCUACGGAUAUAGAUGCUGACAUCAAAGUACUUGAAGAUGAAUUUGAUGAGCUCAUAGUAGAUGUGGCAACAAAACGUAGGCAGUACCCGAGAAGGAUCCUCGAGAGUGUCAUCAAGACCUUGAAAGCACAGCACGAGAGUCUGAAGCAGUAUCGGCCUGUUGUACAUCCCUUGGACCUGCGAUGCGACCCUGACCCAGCUUCUCAUGUGGAAAGUUUGAAAUGCCGAGGGGACGCCAUAGCUAAGAACAUCAGUGACGCCAUGAAGGCUUUGCCUGCAUUAAUUGAACAAGGAGACGGCUUUUCCCAGGUCUUGAAGAUGCAGCCUGUCAUCCAGCUACAGAGGAUCAAUCAGGAAGUCUUUUCCAGCUGUUGCAGGAGAGCAGAUACCAAGCCCGACAAGUCUGUAACACAAAUAGAAACCACGCCGACCGAGACUGCAGCCAGGAAAGCCUCGAACAUUGUGCUGAAGAGAAAGCACGCCCCGUUGGACUGCUCUCAGAGAAAGCGCUACCCGCUGCGGCUAAAGAAAAUCAAUUUCGAUGGAUAAGCUGUGGGUUGGGGAAUUGAAGCCAGUGCUCUCAGCGUUUGGGUCACAAUCUGCUGCGCGGGGGAUGUCACUUCAACUGCCUGUGACUCUCUGCAGGCACAGUGCUCUACUCUGCUUGUCCUGGGCUGUGGUGGGUUCUCUACGCCCUUGAUCUCCUUCUGCGCUAGGUAAAAGCCUUUUGAGGAUUGCACAGCCCUGCCCGUGUCCUCAGAUGCCAUCGGUCCCUGCAGCCUUGCAGCUGCUGAGGCCUCGCAGGGGUGUGGGCUGAUGCCCUGGGGUGGUUCUGCACGGCAGUGUGUGCAUGGCUAGUUCAGCUCAUAGGUGAGCGCACCGAAGAUGGGCCUGGCCUUGGCUCUGUUCCGUGGGCAGUUAAUUUACAGUUUUAGGGUUUUGUUUUGUGAGAAAGGAGAAGGCUAUUAUUUAUGCAGGGAAUAUUCUUAAAAAGCAAACCUGAGGCUGGAGCCUCUGUUUCUUGCCUAUACUUUCAUGUCUGUAGGUUUUUUAAUAUAACUUGACUGGGAACUGAUAGUUUCUUUUAAAGUCUUCGUUUCCAAAUAGAUCCUUCCAGUUCAAAGUAUACAUUAGGAUUGUUUGUCCUGCCAUGUACAGCAGAUCUAGGCCGAGUGAGCUACCCCUGUUAAGGGUGUUGGUAUCUGACAUAGUGUCAGACUUAAAAGGGUCUCAGCAAACUUACUCUGAGAUUUAGCCACAGCCUCUCAGAGCCGACAUUGUGUCUCACACGGUGCGUUGUAGAUAGGGCCGCUAGCUUACCACCUGUUUCCUUUUUGGGUGAUUAUACACUUUUGUUCGUUUCCAGAGGAAUGUACGAAGGGCUUGGAAAUUCUGUAUUACUCUUGCUUGGUAUGUCCCCAUGAUCAUACACAUCUAGGUUUGUCUGGUUUUCUCAUUUGAAAAAGCCUUAUGGUGAGGCCAUUUAUGGAAUCUUUAGAUUCUGUUUUAGUGUUCCUACAGAGCAAUGUUUUUGUUUUGUGUUUUAAAAUAACAUAUAAAGACCAAAUUCCUGGGUCGUGCUCUCUCCAGCUAACAAAGCAUUCAGGUGCCAGCCUGCACCAGACAGCAGGUCGGCACUCCGCGUUCUGAGUGAACUGACCUUUGCCUGAGAAUCACUGGUGACUUCAGGAGGUGGCUGCUGUUGUGUGAUUGAUCUUACUUCAGAAGUUCCCAAGUAGGCAAGGCUGGGCGGCAAUGCUGGUUCCCAUUGGGCGAGUGCUGUAGGACCCAAUGGGAACAUUGGAGGCGUCCCGCUGGGUGGCUCUCAGGAUCUGAGGCUGCACCAAGAGGAAUUUUGAGUGAUUCACAAAUGUCUGGCAUGAAUGUGACUUGACCUUGGAGAGGUGACCGGGGCCACCUCGGUGGAGGGUUGUCUUCCAAGGGAGCAUUUGUUAAGGCCAAGGCGCUUCUGCCUAUGGUAACUUAAGGUGUUUGAGUGUUUGUGUCGGGAGAGGGGGUACUGCUGUCAUCAGUGAGCUGAUGCUGCACCUACCCCAGACCAGUCAUCCUGAGGCAGAGAAGCCUGUUGAGGGGUAAGGUGGUGCGGCUGUUGCGCCAUUCCGACCCAUCUGGGAAGCGCUAUCAGUACUGGCGUGCGACUGUUGUGGCAUUCUGCCUGUUUAUACCCUGUAUGUGUGUCCUUGCCAGCCUGGGCUGCCUGGCAAUACCGUGUGUGUGUGUGUGUGUGUCCAUCCAUCAGCCUGGGCUGCCUGGCAAUACCGUGUGUGUGUAUGUGUGUGCGUAUGUGUGUGUGUCCCCGCCAGCCUGGGCUGCCUGGCAAUACCGGGUGUGUGUGUGUGUGUGUGUAUGUAUGUAUGUGUCCAUCUAUCAGCCUGGGCUACCUGGCAAUACUGUGUGUGUCCCCGCCCAAUAGAUAAGACUAAUGUGACCAAGUCUUAGCUGUUGAGUCUAGAAUUUGCUUCUAAUGCUAGAAGGUUUUACAAUAAAGUUUGAAU
Microtus oregoni (creeping vole) is the source of this 3300-nucleotide messenger RNA. RefSeq names its product NSL1 component of MIS12 kinetochore complex (gene Nsl1). The transcript has 6 exons. Gene Ontology annotation, biological process: mitotic sister chromatid segregation. NCBI's taxonomy places the organism in Eukaryota, Metazoa, Chordata, Mammalia, Rodentia, Cricetidae. The record is from RefSeq and is a predicted model, not a curated record. The coding region runs from base 494 to 1333 and encodes 279 amino acids. Gene Ontology annotation, cellular component: kinetochore; MIS12/MIND type complex.